Molecule: messenger RNA, 2234 nt
Organism: Beta vulgaris subsp. vulgaris (sugar beet)
Lineage: Eukaryota; Viridiplantae; Streptophyta; Magnoliopsida; Caryophyllales; Amaranthaceae
Exons: 1
Coding region: 1-1932 (643 amino acids)
Biological process (GO): protein phosphorylation; signal transduction
Cellular component (GO): cytoplasm
Molecular function (GO): protein kinase activity; ATP binding
Source: RefSeq, a predicted model, not a curated record
AUGGAGCAAUUCCGGCAGGUUGGCGAAGUUCUCGGAGGUUUAAAGGCAUUGAUGGUAUUCCAGCAGAAUAUUCAGAUCAAUCAAAGGCAAUGCUGUUUUCUCCUUGAUAUUCUUACCUUGGCUUAUGAGACAAUUGCUGAUGAAAUGAGAAUCAACUUAAAAUUUGAAGAAAAGAACAGAAAUUGGAGAGUUCUAGAACAACCCUUGCAGGAGCUCCACAAGAUAUUCCAGGAAACUGAGACAUACGUUCGAAACUGCUUCGAAAACAAGGAUUGGUGGGCCAAAGCCAUAAUUUUGUACCAAAAUCGAGAUUGUGUCGAAUUCCAUAUUCAUAACCUGUUUUCCUGCAUUCCGAUUGUGAUUGAAGCAAUUGAAACUGCAGCUCAGUUAUCCAGUGGGGAUGAGGAUCAAAUCAAUAAAAGGAGACUCGUGUGGUCAAGGAAAUACCAGAAUGAAUGGGUUGACCAGAAACUCUUCCAAUGGAAAUUCGGGAAACAAUAUUUGAUUACAGCAGAAAUAUGUAAUCGGACUGAUGAAAUAUGGAAAGAAGAUCGAUGGAUUUUACUAGAUAAAAUCCGGGGAAAAAGAAUACCUGGAUCAACAAAGUAUGAUCAACAAUUAAUGAAUCUUCUUUUGAAGAACUUGGAUGAGGCAGGGUUCUUGAAUGAAAAGCUUUUACCAAGCUCAGUCUUGCAAACUUCAAAAGACUACCAAGUUAGAAAGAGGCUGGAGAAUGGAGGGGAAUACAAAGAAAUCUCCUGGUUAGGCGAAACCUUUGUUCUUCGACACAUCAAAGGGGAUAUUGAGUCUUUGAUUCCCGAGAUAUCUCAACUAUUAUCCCUUUCCCACCCAAAUAUACUACAGUUUCUUUGUGGUUUCGUGGAUGAUGAAAAGAAAGAGUGUUUCUUGGUUACAGAGCAAAUGAGCAGGAAUCUCGGGAUCCAUGUUAAGGAAUUUUAUAACCCGAGGAAGCGACUUCCACUUUCGCUUCCUGUUGCAGUUGAUGUAAUGCUUCAGAUUGCAAGAGGGAUGGAGUAUCUUCACUCGAAGAAAAUAUAUCAUGGGGAUUUGAAACCGUCAAACAUUCUUACUAAACCAAGAAACAAUUCUUCAGAGGGGUUUGUUCAUGUUAAGGUUACAAGAUUUGGGUUAUCAACACUGACGAGCAAGAAUCAAAACCUAAGUGAAGAAGUUUCAUACAUCUGGCAUUCCCCAGAAGUAUUAACGGAGCAAGAGGAGUUAAAAGGUGUACCAGAGGCAAAGUACACAGAAAAAUCUGAUGUGUAUAGCUUUGGUAUGAUAUGUUUUGAGCUUCUGACAGGAAAAGUCCCUUUUGAAGAUGCACAUCUUCAAGGAGACAAGAUGAGCAGAAACAUUAGGGCCGGGGAAAGGCCACUUUUCCCGCAUCAUUGCCCGAAAUAUGUAACAAACUUAACUAGAAGAUGUUGGCAUUCUGACCCGGAUCAACGUCCCACUUUCCCGUCCAUUUGCCGGAUACUCCGGUAUAUAAAACGGUUUCUUAUGAUGAACCCAGAGUACAGCCACCCAAAUAAUCCUGUUCCUCUCGUUGAUUACUGUGAUAUCGAGUCAGGGUUUCUAAAGAGAUUUCCUUCUUGGAUAAACAGCGAACCAUAUCCUCCUGUUUCAGAAAUCCCAUUUCAGAUAUUUGCAUAUCGAGUCAUGGAAAGGGAAAAAUGUAUAUCAUACAUCAAAGAUACCUCAGAAUCUGGCAGUGAAGUAGCUUAUACGUCUGGAGAUGAGCACAUGACGACAGCAAAUGAGACUCUUAUAUCCGUCGUGGAAAAGAAGAAUCCAAAACCUGAUGAGUAUACGAAAAGGAGGCUUUCAUUAAAUAAUAGAUCACUUGAUGCAAGAGCAAAUAAAUAUCCAGGUAUGCAUACACCAAUUUACAAUAUGUUAAUAGUGGUGUAACUAUAAUCACUCAUAUUUCUUUGAAGAAAUACAAAAGAAUAGUGUCAUCUGAAGGUGGUGAAUGGGUUAGUUGGACCGGGUCAGUUUGGUUUUAGAUCAUAUUGGGGUCUAUCGUCAAUUAACAUAUCAACCAAACAAUAUUAGCCAAAUGCUUCUACCGGGUCCGGUUGGUUCAGGUCAUAUUGAUGUUGGGUUCAUCCACUAGAUUGGAGAUUUUGUUGUGUAUAUAAACUAAUGAUAGCACUUCUGUGACAGUAGAACCUUAAAAUUUUCUGUUGGCAUCAUGGAAAGAAAAGUAAAAA